CCUGGCCAAUGGGAACAUGCGUAAUUGCCAGUGGUAAAUCGGCUCGGUUCAGCUAUUUUCCUCCCGAAAAUUGCACGGAAGCCGGGACUAGGUUGAUGGGCUAUUGUGGAACAACACUCGGAUGACUUGUUGAAGCUUCUCUGAUCUGUCGCAGACUUCUCCAACCUGUCAAUUGACGGCAACAACCCCCCUUACAAUGAUCUCCCGGUCGACUCUCGCAAGGGGAAGCCAGCUGGCGCUCCGCGGGCAGAGCUGUGCUCAGCUCGCCCAAAGACGGAGCUUCGCGGCUGCAGCAACAACCGGGUCGUCAUUCGAGCCGACAGACAUUGCUGGCGUCAAGGUGGCUUCGAAGGAUUCUCACGGUCCCACGACAAGACUGGCCAUCGUCUCCAAAGCUGGUACCAGAUACCAGCCUGUCCCCGGUUUGACUGUUGGCCUGGAGGAGUUCGCGUUCAAGAACACCCAGAAACGGUCUGCCUUGCGAAUCGUCCGCGAGUCUGAGCUCUUGGGCGGCCAAUUGACUGCGUAUCACACCCGGGAAGCCCUAGUUCUUCAGGCAAACUUCCUACGCCAGGAUCUGCCUUACUUCGCUGAGCUUCUUGCCGAGGUGAUUUCACAAACCAAAUACACGACAUACGAAUUCCAUGAGGAGAUUGAGCACGUCAUUUCUAUGAAGCAGGAGAGCAUCAGCGCCCUCGCUCUGGCUCUGGAUCUGGCCCACUCGUCCGCUUUCCACACCGGCCUUGGUGCACCGCUCUACCCAACAAGCACUACCCCGGUGGGCGCCUAUCUCAACGAGAACUCUGUCGCGAACUUCGCCCACGCUGUUUACAACAAGGCCAACAUUGCCGUGGUCGCAGACGGUGCAACUGAGGCUGGCUUGGCCAAGUGGAUUGAGCCCUUGUUCAAAUCCUUACCCGCGUCGGGCGCGAGUCAAUUGGCUCUCAACACUGCCGCUUCCAAGUACUUUGGUGGUGAGCAGCGUAGCUCUCGCGUCGGUGACAGCGCCUACGUUAUCGCCUUCCCUGGAGCUUCCCUUGCAGAGAGCAAGCCAGAGACUUCGGUCCUGGCUGCGCUGCUCGGUGGCGACUCGAGCAUUCCUUGGUCUGCGGGCUUCACCCUCCUUUCCAAGGCUGCGGCGACGGCACCUUACUCCCGUGCCCGCGCGAGCAAUAUUGCCUACUCCGACGCUGGUCUCUUGACCAUCCAGAUUAGUGGCCCUGCCACCGCCGUGAAGAAGGCGACAGAGGAAUCCGUCAAGGCUCUCAAGAGCAUCGUCACUGGCUCGGUCGCCAAGGAGGAUCUGACGAAAGCCAUCGCCAGGGCCAAGUUCGAACUGCUCUCGUCGAGUGAGACCAGCGGUACCGGCAUUGUCGCAGCUGGCACGAACCUCGUCCAGGGCGGCAAGGUUCUCCAAGUGGCCCAAGCCAUCAAGGCUCUGGAAUCCGUCACGGCAGAGAAGCUGAAGGCUACUGCAAAGUGCCUGUUGGAUGGCAAGGCGAGCGUUGCCGCUGUUGGUGAUCUCCAUAGUUGCAUUUUGACAUUUACAUUGAUUGAUAUUGUUAUUGCAUUAAGUGAGGUGCUUAUGAAGAGAACGAAAAGAAAACAAACCGUAUCCAACUCUUCUUCAACCCCCGUCACAACUCCAAAAACCGUCAAAAUGUCGUUCGCGUGGAAAGCCGCAGGCAUUACCUACAACCGUUACCUGGCCGUCGCCGCGCGCGUCGUCCGCCGAAGCUUGAAGGAUGAUUUGAGGCUAGCAGCCGAGCGCCGGGGAGAAAUGGAUCUUAGAUUCUCCAAGUGGACGAACGGCAAGCCGAGCGAGUCCAAGCCACUAGCCGAAGCGAACAGCGCCGCAAUGGCCGCGGCUGCCAAUGCCGGCCCGAAGUUCCUUGGGCUCUCAAUUAACCAGGGCUCCAGCCUGGACUACGACGAAGCUCCGCCGCCAGCCAUGUCAAGUGAGGGCAUCAUUGCACUAGACAUUACAAGCAAGUUCCUCAACGCUGCCAGAACCUUGGAGCCCGGCCAGCUUGUCAAGGAUGGCCAUUUCACUCUCUUCGAGUCCGUCGGCGCUAUUGAGGUCAUGGACCCCAAGAUGGAUAGCGGCUGUCUUGGGCCUGGUGAGUCCCUUGAUGACGACUACGACUUGACCAGGCCACUCGCCGGCGGAGAGGUUUUGGGCAUAAUUGACCAGCUGCUCUGCCACGAGAUGGCCUGGCACCUCGGAUACCCGCUUUCCCAGACUCUCUUUACGAACGUUUACGUCGAGGCCAUCUUGGUGCCGCCCCCCAUCACAGUUGAAGACGCCGACUUUGUGAGGAAUCGGAGCCCCGAGUCUCAGAGUGAUCCUCUAGUGGCAGUUCUCAGGGCGUACUGCCUAGGCAUGCUUAAAGUCUGCUGGUACGUGAUCGAGCGGAUCAAGUCCGAGCACUAUUACGAGGAAGAAGACUUUGUCACAAACACUUAUGACAGAAGAUUGCUGGACAACAUCGACAGAGAAGAAAUCCGGGACGUCAUCCAUGAAGCCCGCGGCAUACUACACAGGGCCCGGCCUACCCUUGGGGACGAUAUUGCCCAGGCCUUGGAUUUCAGGCUGGAGCUGAGACUAUCAUUCCUCAGAGCCACGCAGCUGUCGGAGUUUCGAAGUAAUCCUCAGUCGUUGAAGACGCCGUGGAUCCAAAUGGGCGCGCUCCUGGACUCGAUCAACAAGUCGCAUUCGCUGGGGACUCCCGUGCUCGAGGCGUUUAGCACCAAGCUACAACGUCGGCUUGCUAGUACAAUGCCGCCUAGACCGAUCGUGCAGCUCAGCUUUGAGGAAACGUAUUCGAAUUUCAAGCGGCUCGUCACGGAUGGGCAAGAAGUCACUGGCAUGCUCGAGUUCUCCGACUCGCAGAGCCUUCUCAACCUCGUGCUCUCCUUCCAGGCGAAGAAGCCCCAGCCGCUCGUCUAUAUCCGCACCCUCCUCCAGACCUUUCUCUUCUCGGAUAUGAUGAUCCUAGGCUCCCUCAGCAUACGCCAGGUUAUUGACGACGAUCUUUCAAUCGUUGUCCUCCCUGGCAGCCGGUUGCUCGAUCGUGUCAACGACACGAUCGAGGUGCCACACGACCCACGCUUUGCCAUGGCACACCAGAUGGAAGUGUUCCGCCAAAGGGCCGCUCAGUCCUACCUGGACAUUUUUAGGGCCUUCUGUCAAAAUAGGUCCCGAGUCCGCCGAACCCUCUGCCAUGCCAUCCAGGACUGGGAGACAGUUCAGGUUGACGCAGAAGGGAUCGACCAGCUUCUGCAGAUCCAGCUCGAGGAGCAGCCCAUGGUUCAUCAGACCCUGGGUGCCGGGUCGGAUCUUGCUUAUUCGCUCCCGCUGUCUUCCUGGGCCUAUCUCUACAAACUGCGGCUCAUGGAGUGGAUAGUCCAGCUGGGGUUUGAACUUGACAUCUAUCAAGCAGACGAGUUGGCUGGCAUGUACUGGUACCUCAGCUACCUUGCCAAGACGCGAGCUCAGCACGUGGAACGCAUCAAGGCCUUUACUGUCCGCAGCCUGGAUGAUCAUAGGGCGCGGCCGCAAGGCCUGAGCGCGACCAAAGAGGCGCAAUUCUUGAAAUCCCUCGCGUAUCUCCGCCUCACCAUGCUAGAUGCCGCCGUCGUCUGGGAGCUGGCCGAUGCCCUUGUGUGUCUGUAUACCGCGCUGCAGCGCCUCAAGCUCGUCGUGCAGCCCCCGCGGCCGUACAGCACUGACGCUCUCCGGUACGAUAUCCGCAUGAAACCAUUCGCGCCCAUCGGACUUCCCGAACUGCCGUCGUUCGAGGCCUUUACGCGUGCCUCGGCCCAGCCCGAAACCUCCACGGCUAGCCUCCUCGAAUAUGCGAAGCGGGCCGUUGCGGGCGCGAGGCAGGGUUAUGAGGUGCUGAAGAAGCUGGACGAGAUGGAGUCGUUCACCAUCAAUAGCCAUAAGAAGUGGGCCGCUGGGAUCGUGAAUUGCUGUAAGUCGGCUAUCGCCACCGGCGUCGUCAUCAGCGUCGUGGAGAAGGUCCUUGCGGACACGCCCGAGGGCAAGCCACUGAAUUUGAAGAUCGAUAUCAAGCCCCCUGGGGACAGAUAUCACGACUGGUGGGUUGUGCCAAGCGUGUCAGGUACUUAGUCCCGCCAUCCUCAGUUCCCUUGUUCGAGUUUAGGGAGAGCUGCACACGUCCAGUUCACAUGGUUCAAGGGGGCAUUAGCGAACGUAACCUGUACCUAUAUACCCCUUUUCCUGCUCACUCCCUUUAUCCGCGGUCUCUCAUGCCUAGCUUACACCUCAUAGCGGCUUAAUGUACACACAAUCUGAUCAGUAUAACUACCUACU
Messenger RNA from Phialemonium atrogriseum, 4339 nucleotides. RefSeq names its product putative mak10 subunit. The transcript is spliced from 15 exons. Gene Ontology annotation, cellular component: NatC complex. Lineage: Eukaryota; Fungi; Ascomycota; Sordariomycetes; Cephalothecales; Cephalothecaceae. Gene Ontology annotation, molecular function: proton-transporting ATP synthase activity, rotational mechanism; metal ion binding. Bases 197 to 4135 code for a protein of 1312 amino acids. Gene Ontology annotation, biological process: N-terminal peptidyl-methionine acetylation; proton motive force-driven ATP synthesis. The record is from RefSeq and is a predicted model, not a curated record.